UCGAAAGAUAACCCUUGCUUUGAUACAUUGACAACAASAAACGUAGAAMAUAUYUCAUCCCGACAUGAUUUCGACCUUGGGAAUUCGCACCACCGCAAUCGCCCCCUUGGCAAUUGUCGCGCUCUUCGUUGUUCUUAUCGUUUCGUCGGAUCCCACCAGUGCUACCGCAACCACAAGCAGCACUCCCGUUCUUGGAUGCGAAACAAAAGACUCUUUAGGAUGCGGAGAUAUCAUCAUGCUCGAAGACUUCACAAAUCCGCGGCACAAGUGGAAAGAAAUGAACGAUCCGGGUGCGUACAGCAUUGGAACGGAUCGAUSRAUCGAUCAAUCGAUGUUCUUUUUCAGUGAUACUCGAUGUCACACUAUAUCUUGCCUGAUGCUGWUGCAUUUCCCUCAACUUUCUUGCUCCUGUCCCGAAAAAUAUUCUUGUUCUGUCGCUCAUAUUCACGAUUUCGUGUAACRCAAAAAUUCCRUGCCAAACCAUUUUGUUCCGUGGAACAGUCAUGGGAGGAAAAUCGACCGGAACCUUCACGGUCGAUACCGACCAAAAGGUAGGGAUCUUUCACGGCUCGGUCGAAAUAGUAUCSUUUCUCGAUGCWCCCGGAUUCGUCAAGGCCGAAACCACACGCGGCGAAUCCUGGCCCGACGUUUCCACAUGCAACGGGCUGAGGUUUGCCUUGAAGUCAUCGACACCAUCCUACAAGGGAUUCCGUGUCAGCUUUGGUCACAAGCGGCCCCCGGGUUCCUUUCCGUACAYUUACGGAUUCAAGACCGACCUCCACCUACCGGAGAGCGACGGAACAGACGAAGAUGAAUUCCAGCAGAUCGAGCUCCCAUUUGACUCCUUUACCGACAAGUGGGACGCCGGGAGCGGGGACGCGAUUGUCACCUGCAAAGAAAACAAUGAGUUCUGCCCGGACGCUGAGUCGCUGAAGGAUCUUUACUCCAUCGGCGUGUGGGGGGAAGGCGUCGAGGGAAUCGUCGAUUUGCAGAUUCGGUCUAUUUCUGCCUACGGAUGCGCCAGCGACGACGCAAACAACAGCAGCGACGCCAGCGACGACGGUGAAGACGAAUCUUCGGUCGUUGCGAUCGAAGACUUUUCCGACCCUAAGCAUGAAUGGAGGACCAUGAACGAUCCCGUCAUGGGGGGUCAGUCCGAGUCAUCUCUGGAGCUCCACGAUGGAAUGGCGUCCUUCGAGGGAACCUGUGCCAUUGUUCCCUUCUUGCACGCUCCGGGGUUCAUUACCAUGACCACUGGUGCACACUAUGGCCCGGGCAAUCCUUUCAAGUCAUUGUUCCGCCGCUCGACGACCAACAAUAGCAACAAAGGCGAGUCUUCCUUUCCCGAUGUUUCUUCCUGCAAGGCCCUCUCGAUCACGGUCCGGAGCCGCGACGCGGACACGUACGAGGGAUACUACGUGAGUUUCGGCACCGACCGCGUUCCCGGGGGGCACCACGCCAUGGGCUACAAAAYCCACUUUACCGUUGAUAGCAACAACGAGUUUGUGGAGCUGACCCUGCCCUUUUCCGACUUYAGCGCGCACUGGGACGAUGCCACCGGAAAGACCACGGURACCUGCGAGGAAGAUCCAGCGGUGUGCCCCACCAUCGAAACCCUCAGAGACAUGAAGACCAUCUCGUUCUGGGCCGAGGGCGUCGAGGGAACGAUCGCCCUGGAYAUCAAGUACAUUGGUGCCUCUGGUUGCGACGGCGAGCCAGCCCCUGGGGUCAGCGCGGCGGCGGGAAUGGUGGUCGGAGGGGCCCUGUCGAACACCGGCAUCGAGCGGCCGUGCUCUCUGGGAAUGCUGGCAAUGGUUUCUGUAUUGGUCCUAUUGGUGGCACGCUCCCGCGGCCGCAGGGGUUCUCGGGUAUCGCAGUCUUCYGAGUAUGUGGAAGUCAAGCAACAAGCGAUCKUUGUGUAGGGUUCCGAUCCGGCCCCACGAGCAAGCAAAUCGAACUAGACUUUUGUUUCCGUACACAUUUUGUUUGCACCUCUGYAAUUUGAUCUGUAACUUCGUGUAGUAUUUAACGAGCCUAAAAUUAACCCCAAAUCCCAAACUACUAAAACAGCWUUAGUCCA
Pseudo-nitzschia multistriata is the source of this 2080-nucleotide messenger RNA. NCBI's taxonomy places the organism in Eukaryota, Bacillariophyta, Bacillariophyceae, Bacillariales, Bacillariaceae. The record is from the annotation of a GenBank genome assembly.